Molecule: messenger RNA, 1419 nt
Organism: Caenorhabditis elegans
Lineage: Eukaryota; Metazoa; Nematoda; Chromadorea; Rhabditida; Rhabditidae
Gene: plag-15
Product: PhosphoLipase A2 Group
Exons: 6
Coding region: 75-1328 (417 amino acids)
Biological process (GO): lipid metabolic process
Molecular function (GO): acyltransferase activity, transferring groups other than amino-acyl groups
Source: RefSeq, marked reviewed
AAAAAGGGUUGGAGGGAGAAGAUUGAGCUCAUAGUGGAGCCUCCAUCAUCAUACCCGACUGGUCAGUUCAACAGAUGCGGGAUAUCCUGGUUUCUUUGUGUAUUUUCUUGGUUUUAAUUGGAAAAAGUGACACGAAAUGGUUUGGAAAGUUUGGCAGAUCACAAGCGAAAGGACUUCCGGUGAUUCUCGUGCCUGGUGAUGGAGGCAGCCAGCUGGAAUCAAAUCUAACGGGUAAACCAUCAGUUGUGCAUUAUGUUUGCUCCAAGCAGACAGCCGAUUAUUUUGAUCUUUGGCUUAAUCUACAACUUUUCACACCUUUGGUUAUUGAUUGUUGGGCUGAUAACAUGCAAUUAGUGUUCAACACAACCACAGGAUUGUCUGAAAACAUGCCAGGAGUUGACAUUAGAGUUGCUGGAUUUGGAGCAACUGAAAGUGUUGAAUGGUUGGAUAAGAGUAAAGCAUCACAGGGAAGAUACUUCUUUGAUAUCGUUGAUUCGAUGGUUUCAUGGGGUUAUCGAAGAGGAAAAAAUGUCAUUGGAGCACCUUUUGAUUGGAGAAAAUCCCCAAAUGAAUUAAACGAUUAUCUCAUUCAACUGAAGUCCUUAAUUGAAACCACAUAUCGCUGGAAUGACAAUCAAAAGAUCGUACUCGUCGGUCACAGUAUGGGUAAUCCCCUUUCUUUGUAUUUCUUGAAUAAUUAUGUGGAUCAGGCUUGGAAAGACAAAUACAUAUCGAGUUUUGUUAGUUUGGCGGCUCCAUGGGCUGGAUCAAUGCAAAUUGUUCGAUUAUUUGCAUCUGGAUAUAAUAUGAAUUAUUAUAGAGUUAUUCUACCACCGAGUAGCUUGAGAGCAAUGCAAAGAUCAUUCUCCUCUUCGGCCUUUCUGUUUCCAAGUCCAGUUGCAUGGAAACCACAUGAAAUAUUAGCGACAACUGCUGACAAAAACUACACUGUUGGAAAUAUUAAAGAAUUCUUUCAAGACAUUAAUUACAUGGUUGGAUGGGAACAAUACAAACAGGCCGCCCGUCUGAAUGGAAAUUUAAGUUCUCCAGGAGUUCCAGUUCAUUGUAUUUAUGGAACAGGAGUCCCCACACCGGAAAAGUUUUCAUGGGCUCCCGGAUACUUUCCAGAUUAUCCACCAACUGAAUUCAUGGGUGAUGGAGACGGGACAGUGAACAAAAAAUCAGCUACAGUGUGCACUAAUUGGAUUGGAAAUAAUAAUGGUUAUAAGGUUACUGUACACGAAGUAUUUCAAGCUGAUCACAUGGCAAUUCUUAAACAUCCAAAUGCAAUUGAACUUGUCCGAAAAGCCAUUUUCCAGUUAAUUUGAGUGAUGCAAAAAGGGUUCUGAAUUUUAAAAUUUUGUUUGUUUUGAUCAAGGUGAAUGAAUUAUGUUUGUAUCACAUUUUUUCCCGUUGUUG